AUGUCCGAAUACGCCGCGCCGCUCCUCUGGUCCUUCCUCCCAGCUCAGCUCACCGCUGCCCUUCUCCCCACCCUCUCCGGCCUCGCGCCCCGCCUCUUGCCCCCAGCGCCCCCAGGCACGCCAGGCUACACGCGCAAUUUCCGGCGCGUCAUCACCGCCCUCGUCCUCGGCUGGCUAGCAUAUGCGUUCUUCACUGACCGCCCCGAUGAGAAGGGUGGGGACUGGUACGACCUCCUCGGGGUGCCGGUGCGCGUCGGCGAAGAUGGGCUCAAGAAGGCUUUCCGCGGCCUGUCGCGCAAGUUCCACCCCGACAAAAUAGGGCCGAACCCGGGGCGCGAUGUCGAGGCGCGCUUCGUUGCCAUCCGCGCCGCGUACGAGGCCCUCGGCGACCCGGUGCGCCGCUUCGCGUACGACCGCUUCGGCCCCGACAUUGAGAACUGGCAGGGCGCCAAGACGGUCCGCGACUACAUGAUGGCCGGGGUGCAGCGCGCCGCCGGCUUCUACGUCGUGACGGUCGGCCUGCUCCUCGCCCUC
Messenger RNA from Cutaneotrichosporon oleaginosum, 534 nucleotides. RefSeq lists its product as uncharacterized. NCBI's taxonomy places the organism in Eukaryota, Fungi, Basidiomycota, Tremellomycetes, Trichosporonales, Trichosporonaceae. Gene Ontology annotation, cellular component: endoplasmic reticulum. Gene Ontology annotation, molecular function: misfolded protein binding; protein-folding chaperone binding. The record is from RefSeq and is a predicted model, not a curated record.